Anneissia japonica is the source of this 1509-nucleotide messenger RNA. RefSeq names its product cell adhesion molecule 3-like. Bases 313 to 1332 code for a protein of 339 amino acids. The transcript has 2 exons. The record is from RefSeq and is a predicted model, not a curated record. Lineage: Eukaryota; Metazoa; Echinodermata; Crinoidea; Comatulida; Comatulidae.
UGCCUUCAGUACGACAGUUGUUAAUAAUCUCAUAUUCCAUAUUCAGGUUCAUGAACUUAGUAAUGUUAAAUUUCAAUGUAUCCUUCCAGGAGAGUUAACAGACUUUAACACUCAGAUGGAAUUCAGUAGGCUGAAAGAUGGAGCACUAUUUAUAGCAGACUACAACGAUCAGGAAAGGGUUGAUAUUAUUGAAGAUGUCUGAAAUUGGAUAUAACUGUUGCUUUCCACCCUGAGCAUAUUCAGGUCCAUGAACAUAAUAAUGUUCAAUUCCUAUGUGUCCUGCAUGGAGAGUUAACCGACCUUACCAACCAAAUGGAAUACAGUUGGCUGAAAGAUGGAGCACCAUUUAUACCGGAUUACAACGAUCAAGAAAAGGUUGACAUUAGUAAAGGUAAUCUAGUGUUAGAUAUUUCAGAUGUCCAACUGUCCGAUGAAGGCCAAUAUCAAUGUGUUGUUAAACAUGGGACACAUGUUAUAGCAAUGUCAAGGCAGGGAAAUUUGACGGUUCGAGCUAUACCACACAAAAAAUACCCACAAUGCAUUCUUUCUAAACAUUUAUAUACGGAAGGUGAUAAAGUCAUGAUGUCGUGCAUCUCCGAAAGCAAAGGGAAUUUUCAUAUGAAAUGGUUUGACCCACCGCAAGGCACAGAAUUGAGACGGAAGACAGACUUCACAACAUUAUUUGCUAGCUUUGAAGCUACAAAGCAACAACAUGGUAAGCAGUACAGAUGCCUGAUGGAAAUGGAGGGAGAACAAGUUCCGCGUAUGUGCUCCACAGAGGCUCUCAACAUCACUAAUCAACUGCAUGUGUACACCACUGCUACAGCACCAACGUUUACAUACGCUGGAGAGAUUAGUUAUACAGGAGAUAGCCUCAACAUAACAUGCAACAUAGAGGAGGAUUUUGAAAUGGUUUCUUACAAAUGGACGUUCAAAAAUUGCAGUAGUGAUAUGACAAACAAGUUCAAAAUCAUAUAUGAAAAAAUUUAUAUCAACACUAUUGCUAUAGAUAUGAAUGGAUGCCAUGUAACUUGCAAAGCUUAUAAAAAUAAUGCCACUGGUAAUUACACAUACAUAAUGAAAGUUAUUAAGAAUGACAUGCCGAUCCCUGUCUAUUCACCCUACAGUCAAGUAUCAACAGAUCACUCCCAGACAAUAGUCGUAAGUGCAUUUGGAUGUUGUUUUGUUAUUGUAGCUACUGUUCUCUUGACUAUAUACAAGAAAAAACAUAUUGGAAUAUUACAUAUUUCAUCUCAAAAAAAUGUAAUUACAAGUAGAAAGACAAACCAACUUGGAGAAAAAAGUGAAAUACACGAAGGAGAAAUUGUAUAAACAACAUUUUUGGAAGUGUAUAGAAUACUUAUUCAGAUAUCAUUCCCUAUUAAGCAAUUAGUGGAGCUCCGCAUAGUAUACUAUAGGAAAAUUAUUGAACGAAGGUUAGAUUUAAUGCUUGAAAAAAUUUCCUAAGGGCCUGCAAGGCCCAAAGGAAAUUUUUGAAUGCAUUAAAUC